GGGCGGGGGAAGAUGGCGGCGUCCUCGCUGGAGCAGAAAUUAUCCCGCUUGGAGGCGAAGCUGAAACAGGAGAACCGGGAGGCCCGGAGGCGCAUCGACCUCAAUUUGGAGAUCAGCCCAGCCCGAGCGCGGCCUAUUAUUGUGAUCACUCUAAGCCCUGCUCCCGCUCCAUCCCAACGUGCAGCAUUGCAACUUCCCUUAGCCAACGAUGGCAGCAGCCGCUCCUCCUCACUGGAGAGCUCACCUCAGCAUCACGCCCAUCCAUCACGCCCCCGUAACAUGCUGGGUCUGCCUCAGCCACCCUUCCUCAUGCACAGAAGCAUGGAGAGUAUAGAGAUUGAUCAGAAGCUGCAGGAAAUUAUGAAGCAGACGGGUUAUUUGACCAUUGGAGGGCAGAGAUACCAAGCAGAAAUCAAUGACUUAGAAAACCUGGGUGAGAUUGGCAGUGGGACAUGCGGACAGGUGUGGAAAAUGCGCUUCAAGAAGACUGGGCAUAUCAUAGCAGUGAAGCAAAUGCGGCGUUCUGGUAAUAAAGAGGAGAAUAAGAGAAUCCUGAUGGACUUGGAUGUCGUUCUGAAGAGUCAUGACUGUCCCUACAUAGUUCAGUGCUUCGGGACUUUCAUCACAAAUACAGAUGUUUUUAUAGCCAUGGAACUAAUGGGCACGUGUGCUGAGAAGCUGAAAAAACGCAUUCAAGGACCUAUCCCUGAGAGGAUCUUGGGAAAGAUGACGGUGGCAAUUGUCAAGGCACUCUACUACCUGAAAGAAAAACAUGGUGUCAUCCACAGAGAUGUGAAACCUUCCAAUAUCUUGUUAGAUGAGAGGGGCCAAAUCAAACUCUGUGAUUUUGGUAUCAGUGGGAGACUGGUGGACUCAAAAGCCAAAACCCGGAGUGCUGGUUGUGCAGCAUAUAUGGCGCCUGAGAGAAUUGAUCCCCCUGAUCCUUCAAAACCAGAUUAUGAUAUCCGUGCAGAUGUGUGGAGUCUUGGUAUUUCUCUGGUUGAGCUGGCUACGGGUCAGUUCCCCUACAAGAAUUGUAAAACAGACUUUGAGGUUCUCACCAAGGUGUUACAAGAGGAUCCCCCACUUCUCCCAAACAACAUGGGGUUUUCUGUAGACUUUCAGUCCUUCGUUAAAGACUGCCUUACUAAAGAUCAUAGAAAGAGACCAAAGUACAACAAGCUACUUGAACACAACUUCAUCAAGCGUUACGAGACACUGGAAGUCGAUGUGGCAUCCUGGUUCAAAGAUGUCAUGGCCAAGACAGAGUCCCCCCGCACGAGCAACAUCCUCAGCCAGCACCACCUGCCAUUCUUCACCAGGUAGCCAUAUGGUGUGGCUCUCAUGCCAGAGGAGGUCUACUUGGCAGUUGGAGCUCACAAGGAGAGGCAGCAGAGAGCACCACACCACAACAGACACCUCCCCUCACCAGAGCAACUCUUCAGCGGCACAAACUCUUCACUUUGCCUGCUCAGUCACCCUUGUCUGUUUUGUCUCCUUCGUCAGUAUUGCACAGAAGAGAUGGGGGAGCUGUCUGGUCUACCUUGAAUGCAAGUGUAUUGCUUCCCCCUCUUUGCAUCUCAGUGCCAGACAGCCUAAGGAUACGAAGCUUUGGGCAAGAGAGCCUUUCUGUCUUUGUAUCUCCCUGUGAUGAACUGCCUGCCACAAGGAACUGCCAAUCAAGUGAGUGUGUGCUCCCUGCUUCUCUCUCCAUUGUGACUGGAGGCUCAAGGCCACACAACAGUGACUGUUGCUCAUGCACUGUGAACAGACAAAAACACACAAAAAUGAAAAAAAGUAAAGAAAAAGAUAUUUUUUUUACCACUUA
This is a messenger RNA of Heteronotia binoei (common prickly gecko), 1828 nucleotides long. RefSeq names its product mitogen-activated protein kinase kinase 7 (gene MAP2K7). NCBI's taxonomy places the organism in Eukaryota, Metazoa, Chordata, Lepidosauria, Squamata, Gekkonidae. Gene Ontology annotation, molecular function: ATP binding; protein kinase activity. Gene Ontology annotation, biological process: protein phosphorylation. The record is from RefSeq and is a predicted model, not a curated record. Bases 13 to 1326 code for a protein of 437 amino acids. The transcript has 12 exons.